Molecule: messenger RNA, 1359 nt
Organism: Nakaseomyces glabratus
Lineage: Eukaryota; Fungi; Ascomycota; Saccharomycetes; Saccharomycetales; Saccharomycetaceae
Gene: STE3
Product: Ste3p
Biological process (GO): G protein-coupled receptor signaling pathway
Cellular component (GO): plasma membrane
Molecular function (GO): mating-type factor pheromone receptor activity
Source: RefSeq, a predicted model, not a curated record
AUGAGCUUUGAAUCAGCGAUAAUUGGGUUAUGCACUUUAGGGAUGCUCGCUUUGGUUCCACCGCUUGCAUGGCAUACCAAGACUAAAAACACACCUGCUGUCAUAUUAAUUAUGUGGCUCAUAUUAAUGGAUUUCAAGUGCAUUGUCAAUGCGGCAAUAUGGAGCGGCUCCGAUUUCAUGAUGAAGUGGGAAGGUAAAGGUUGGUGUGAUAUCGUUAUCAAGCUUGAGGUCGGUGCCAAUGUUGGGAUAUCAUGUGCAGUUACUAAUAUCAUUUACAAUCUACAUAAGAUACUAAAAGCAGAUAAUGCUCUUUUGAAACAUAAUAGUUGGAGGAAAAUUGCACAGGAUUUGUCCAUUAGUCUAUUAACUCCCAUAAUGGUGAUGGCUUUAUCGUACCUUGUUCAAGUCUUCAGGUUUGGGAUAGCCAGGUGUUACGGGUGUUUGAACAUUCUAUCACCAACCUGGGUUACAACGGUUGUAUAUACCAUGUGGCUUCUAAUUUGGUCGUCUAUUGGGUCUAUAUACGCUGUACUAGUUCUCAUCGUUUACUAUCGUAAAAGAAAGGAUGUCAAGGAUAUAUUAUACUGUACCAACUCAGGAUUAAAUAUAACUAGGUUUGCUAGAUUAUUGAUAUUCUGCUUCCUGAUUAUACUUGUUAUGUUUCCAUUCUCUAUCUAUCUUUUUGUGAAGGACUUGAGACAAGUUGGUACAAAAUUCUCAUUCAGAGCAACACAUUCUAAAGAGUUUUGGGGUACCAUUCUUAAGUUUGAUGUUGGUCAUAAAUUUGUUAACGUGUGGAUAUAUGUUUUGAUGUCCUAUCUUGUAUUUCUCAUUUUUGGACUAGGAACUGAUGCUCUUGAUAUGUACGCCAGUUUUAUGAGACUAAUUGGUUUAGGUUUUACUCUUGAUAAGUUCAGUGCUAAGCGGGAUGAGAAAAAUAAUAAUAGGUUCAGUGCAUUCAUGGAGUCAAUAAUAUUACAUCAAAACUCAGAUAUGCAACAGAGAUACUCAGAGUCGUUAACCCCUACAAGUCAAGAUUGUACUUUCGAUUGUGAAAUGGGAAACUUCAAGGAUGCCAUGUUCUCAAACAAACCAUACCAUAUUAAUGUUAAGAAGUCUUAUGUAUUGAACGAUUGUGUCCUGGAAAAAAUACCUCAGGGGCAAUAUUUGUUGUCUGAUUUAUACAGCUAUGAUGACCAAAUAACAUUCCAUCAGCACUCGGCUAAUUCAUUAGGAUCAUUAGGGCAUGUAUAUUCGAUCUCCUACCGCAGUGAGGUGAAUUCAGCCAAUACAAAUAAAGAGAUAGAUACAGAAGGUAGUAGCAAUGGAUCCCCAAUAACUAGAGUAGAAUCGGGAUAA